AGACUGGCUUCUAGGGCCACCAACCCUUUCCUCUUCCAGCCCUUGCUGUGGGGUUUGCAGCUGACUCUGAUUCUCAGUAUCUCUCUGGCAAUGUACCACAGCUCCUCACCCCUGGGAGCCAGCUCCAUAACUUGAUUUUCCCCAGAUGCAUCACAGUCCCCGUUGUCCCCUUGCCAGCUACACAGGCCACCCAAGGUCUAGUUUGGGCAUGAAUGUAGAGGACGGGGGUAUGCCAGGCCUGGGCCGUCCCAGGCAGGCCCGCUGGACCCUGAUGCUACUCCUGUCCACUGCCAUGUACGGGGCCCAUGCCCCAUUGCUGGCGCUGUGCCAUGUAGACGGCCGCAUGCCCUUCCGGCCCUCCUCGGCCGUACUGCUGACUGAACUGACGAAGCUGCUACUGUGCGCCUUCUCUCUCCUGGUGGGCUGGCAAGCAUGGCCCCAGGGGACCCCACCCUGGCGCCAAGCUGCCCCCUUCGCACUAUCAGCCCUGCUCUAUGGUGCCAACAACAACCUGGUGAUCUAUCUUCAACGUUACAUGGACCCCAGCACCUACCAGGUGCUGAGCAAUCUCAAGAUCGGAAGCACAGCCCUGUUCUACUGCCUCUGCCUCCGACACCGCCUCUCCGCACGCCAGGGCUUAGCACUGCUGCUGCUGAUGGCAGCGGGAGCCUGCUAUGCAGCUGGUGGCCUCCGGGACCCUGGGAACACGCUUCCUGGGCCCCCUUCAGCAGCUGCUGCGGGCCCCAUGCCCCUGCAUAUCACUCCACUGGGACUGCUUCUUCUCAUCCUGUACUGCCUCAUCUCAGGCUUGUCUUCCGUGUACACAGAGCUGCUCAUGAAACGACAGCGGCUGCCCCUGGCCCUUCAGAACCUCUUCCUCUACACUUUUGGUGUGCUCCUGAACCUAGGUCUGCAUGCAGGUGGCGGCCCCGGCCCAGGCCUCCUGGAGGGCUUCUCGGGUUGGGCAGCGCUUGUCGUGCUGAGCCAAGCACUCAAUGGACUGCUCAUGUCAGCCGUCAUGAAGCACGGCAGCAGCAUCACGCGCCUCUUCGUUGUGUCCUGCUCACUAGUGGUCAAUGCUGUGCUCUCAGCAGCCCUGCUGCGGCUGCAGCUCACAGCUGCCUUCUUCCUAGCCACACUGCUCAUCGGCCUGGCUGUGCGCCUGUACUAUGGCAGCCGCUAGCCCCUGACCUAACCCCACCCUGGGUCUUGACCUGUAGGUUGGGUGCCACCAUCAGAGCCACCUCCCAAUCCUCCCUCCUUCCCUUUGGCAGCCCUGAAACAAGUGCCUUGUGAGAAAAGCUGGGUCAGUGAGAGCAGCCACGUUAGUCUCUGAGCUGGGUGGAUGAAGAGUUAUCCCUGGGAGACUCGAAGGCUGGGUUUGAUUAAGGAAACUCUUAACCCACCCUUCCCUGAGUUCUUACGGGCUAAGGAAUUAGGAGAGCAUCAGUACACAGGCCUGAGAAAAGAUACCAUUCCUGAUGGGAAUGGAGGAGGCCCCCUGCCUCAUCCUGCAUGAAUGCAGUCGCUUAAAGUGGGGCGUGGGCAGCAGUUGACCUUCCUUGCCUACUGUGGUCACCCCCACCGACCCACUGCCCCCAGGCCUGGUGCUGGCUGCUCCAGCCCAGCCUUGGCACAUGACUCACCCAUAAUGGAUACCCCUCGCCCCCUGCCGACUGUCAUGCAGGAAAGCCCAGUUACCACACAUCAUAACCCCAUUACCCAGGCCACUCUGCCAUGCUCCCCUAGCUCCAGUAGCGCCUGGAGACAAUGCCCCCUGCUCUCUCCACACCCAGCCCUUGUUCUGGAAACCUCAGAGAGGACUGGGGCUUGACUCAUCUCAGGGAAUGUUGCCCCUGGGCCCUGGUUUAAGCCUAUACUCCUGACCUCUCUGUUCACCCCAAGGGCCCUCUCAAAGCCCACUGCCCCCUCUACUGCUCCUAGGAGGUACCAUUCUUCCCACUCUGGGUCCUGCCCUUUCCUAGCAGCGUCCCAGCUCUCAACAGCCUGGGGAAAGCUAUACACAGAGCGACCUGGGACCAGGCACAGGGAAACUUGUACAGCUCAAUCAGUGUCUAACGUGUAAGCAAUAAGGUCUUAAUAAAGUGUUCCGGGGUGUAGUUUCCUACAAUCGGC
Camelus dromedarius (Arabian camel) is the source of this 2136-nucleotide messenger RNA. RefSeq names its product solute carrier family 35 member A4 (gene SLC35A4). NCBI's taxonomy places the organism in Eukaryota, Metazoa, Chordata, Mammalia, Artiodactyla, Camelidae. Gene Ontology annotation, cellular component: Golgi membrane. Gene Ontology annotation, molecular function: pyrimidine nucleotide-sugar transmembrane transporter activity. Gene Ontology annotation, biological process: pyrimidine nucleotide-sugar transmembrane transport. The transcript has a single exon. Bases 146 to 1183 code for a protein of 345 amino acids. The record is from RefSeq and is a predicted model, not a curated record.